Molecule: messenger RNA, 2229 nt
Organism: Cyprinus carpio (common carp)
Lineage: Eukaryota; Metazoa; Chordata; Actinopteri; Cypriniformes; Cyprinidae
Gene: mfn1a
Product: mitofusin 1a
Exons: 14
Biological process (GO): mitochondrion localization; mitochondrial fusion
Cellular component (GO): mitochondrial outer membrane
Molecular function (GO): GTPase activity
Source: RefSeq, a predicted model, not a curated record
AAACAUGGAGCAGGACAAUAUUUCACCACUGCAGCACUUUGUGGUGGCAAAGAGGACAAUCAGUGCUGUGUUUCAUCUGCUGUUGGAGUUUGUUAGAGAUUGUUCACAUUUUGUAGAAGAGACAUGGAAGAGUGAGGAUCUUGAGCAUGUAGCUGAGGAAAAACAGUGUCUGCAGAUCCAAGCCUGCUCCAGGAAACUAACCGUCAUCAAAGAUGUGCUAGCCUGCAGACAUAUGAAGGUGGCCUUCUUUGGCAGGACCAGUAAUGGAAAGAGUACAGUAAUUAAUGCCAUGCUAAGGGAACGGGUUCUGCCCAGUGGAAUCGGCCACACCACUAACUGUUUCCUGAGUGUGGAGGGCACAGACGGGGAACAUGCCUACCUUACCACUGAGGACUCUGAAGAGAGUAAAAGCAUUAAAACUCUGCUUCGAAAGGAGAAGCACUUUUUCCACAAAGUGAAUGAACGCAUAUCAAAGCCCAACAUUUUCAUCCUAAAUAAACAUUGGGACGCGUCUGUCUUAGAGCCAGAGUAUCUGGAAGAUGUGCGGAAGCAACACAUGGAUCGCUGUGUCAGUUUCUUAGUGGAGGAGCUAAAAGUAGUGGACCUUAACAAGGCACGUGAACGCAUCUUCUUUGUUUCUGCCAAGGAGGUGUUGAGUGCCAGGAUUCACCGCGCCCAGGGAAUGCCAGAGACUGGCGGUGCUUUGGCCGAAGGAUUCCAAGAGCGACUGAUGGAGUUCCAGAGUUUUGAAAGAACAUUUGAGGAAUUUAUAUCACAGUCUGCUGUGAAGAACCAAGGUUCUCUCACUCAGAGCAAAACCAUUUUGUUCUUUAGCAUGGUAUUUUGUUGUUGUUACAAAUAGAAUGUUCUGCUUUUUAAAUCUCUGUAAAUGCAUAGAGUGUUCUCACUAGAAGAGCGUGAGGAUCUAAUGGAUCAGCUGGAGUUUGUGCGAAAUCAGCUUAGUACCUCCACCAGUAAAAUACUUAUUUUGGUUGAGUAGUGUCUGUAUCUAACUUCAUGUUUUCUACAUUGCCUGUCUGUUCUUGUGGAUGAAUUCUGCUCUGAUUUUAGCCCUGCCCAGAAUGCCUUAGCCCUGUACAAAACUAAGCUCAUGGCCUAUGUGGAGGAGAGAAUGGUGAAGAAUUUGGACUUGCGCUGUUCCAGCAGUAUAAAUAGCUACGUGCUGUCAUCUCAGAGAGACAUCAUGAACACUCUACGUCCUCUGAUGCCCCCUGCUGCACGAGGUCAACUACACCUCCCCAACAGGAAGUUCAGUAUUACCUAUGACCUGAACUUUGCCACCCUCUGUGAAGACUUUGAGGAGGACAUGGACUUUCAUUUCUCACUGGGUCUUACAUUCUUGGUGAACCGUUUCCUGGGGCCUGCUAAAGCAAAACAAGCAUGUAAUAUGCUUUGUCCACAGGUCACCUCUUCCUCUGCUCCCUUGGGAACCAAGCCCCAGGAGGAGUUGGCUAUCUCCAUGGCAACAGGGUUGGUCUCUCUCACGUCCAGAGCAUCAGUUGGCAUGCUGGUCAUUGCAGGAAUGGUGUGGCGUUCUGUGGGAUGGAGGGUUAUUUUACUCUCUGCGAGUCUCGACAGUUUGCUAUACCUGUAUGAAAGGCUGACCUGGACCAACAGCGCUAAAGAGAGGGCGCUUCAGCAGCAGUUUGUGGACUUUGCCACUCAAAGACUGCAGCCCAUUUCACACAUUAUCAGCAGUGACUGUGGGCAGCAGGUGCAACAGGAGAUGGUGGCCGUCUUUGCCCGCAUGUGCCAACAGGUUGACAAGAGCGAGAUGGAGCUUGAAACAGAGAUCCGCAGACUCAGCGCCAGGAUUCAGCGCCUGGAGAAUGUCCAGAGACACUCCAAAACCCUCAGGCAUAAAGCCACUGAUAUGGAGUCACAACUGGAGUCUUUUUCAGCACAAUAUCUGCAGAUUCAACAUUAACCAGAGCAGCAAGAAAAACUGUGGAUGAGUAAGACUGUCCUCCAGUGUUCAGUGCUGGAACAACCCAACGCCUGCUGAAUGAAAAAUUACACUGAAUCUAAAAGAUUUAUUUCAGUUCAAGAAGUCCAGAUUCCUCUUUGACAAACAACUAAUUGUAGCAAAGUAAUAGUGUAGACAAUCUCUUGAUGAAAAGCAUUUAUUGGUUAUGACAACAAAUAGUAACAGGUUUUACUGCCACUGUACGAAUACAAACAAAUUCUGUUAAUAAAAAAAAAAAAAAA